Monascus purpureus is the source of this 1092-nucleotide messenger RNA. Lineage: Eukaryota; Fungi; Ascomycota; Eurotiomycetes; Eurotiales; Aspergillaceae. The record is from the annotation of a GenBank genome assembly.
AUGGGAGACCUGCAGAAUCCAUCGUUAGUGCUCAAGGACAUUCUCCAGUUCGAGUUUGAGGACCGUCCGGUUCCGAAGCUGCAGGAUGAACAUGAUGUUCUCAUCAGAGUGAAAUUCACCGGCAUCUGUGGCAGCGAUGUCCAUUACUGGCAACGUGGCCGCAUCGGCCAAUUUGUCCUGGAAAGUCCCAUGGUUCUUGGUCACGAAUCGUCGGGCAUUGUAGAAAAGGUCGGCUCCAAGGUGGCCUCUCUCAAAGUGGGAGACCAUGUUGCCCUCGAACCAGGCGUGCCCUGUCGGCGAUGCAAUUUCUGCAAAGGGGGCAAAUACAAUCUCUGCAGCGAUAUGGCCUUCGCCGCGACGCCCCCUUACGACGGCACAUUGGCCAAGUACUAUUCCCUACCGGAGGACCUUUGCUACAAGCUCCCACACAAUGUAUCCCUAGAAGAAGGAGCUGUCGUGGAGCCGCUCAGUGUCGCUGUUCAUCUCGUUCGGCAGGCGGAAGUCCAACCGGGCAACUCGGUGGUCGUUUUCGGGGCUGGCCCCAUCGGGUUAUUAUGCUGCGCCGUUGCGAAGGCAUUUGGCGCUGCCAAGGUUAUUUCAGUGGAUAUCCAGCAGAACAGAUUGGAAUUUGCCCGGAAGUAUGCAGCGACAUCCACUUUCCUGCCCGGCAAGGUAUCCGCUGCUGGGAAUGCCGCACGCCUCAGGGAGGAGAACGCACUCGGCGAAGGCGCAGACAUCGUCAUUGACGCGUCUGGGGCCGAGCCUUCUAUUCAGGCUGGAAUCCAUGUUCUACGGGCCGGCGGAACAUUUGUACAAGGGGGCAUGGGGAAAGAGGAGAUCAACUUCCCCAUCACGGCGGCAUGCACGAAGGAGUUGCAUGUUAAAGGAAGUUUCCGAUACGCGACCGGAGACUACAAGCUUGCUAUUGGGCUUAUUGCAUCCGGAAAGGUCGAUGUGAAGCAACUGAUCUCGGAGACAGUACAGUUUCAAGACGCAAAGCGGGCCUUCGAGACGGUGGCUGCUGGAAGCAGUAUCAAAAUGCUCAUUGCCGGGGUGCAGGCUAACUUGACAGAACAAGUAUCCACGAUAUAA